This is a messenger RNA of Durusdinium trenchii, 1914 nucleotides long. The record is from the annotation of a GenBank genome assembly. NCBI's taxonomy places the organism in Eukaryota, Dinophyceae, Suessiales, Symbiodiniaceae.
AUGGUGCCAGAGAGACGCUCUCUGGCCGAAUGUGGUGAGCGCUACGUCGUUUCUUUGGACCACAUUGCGGCCAAACAGCAGUUCUUUCUGGGACCGUUGCACGUCUUGUGCGAGGCCUCUGCAGACUCAGUGGCGGAGGCCCUGCGGCCGUAUUUGCAACGCUUGCAGCAGGAGCGGGCCGAUGUGGCAGAGAUUCCAGAGCUGUGGGAAUUGGUGGAGAGAGCGACUCUCCUGCUCUCCAACCUAAAGGGAGAGACUAUCCAAAUUGGCUGGGCUGAGACCAUUUUGGCGGCUGCCAGAGCUGCUGUGUCGGCAGAGAAAUGCGUCACCUUAGUUGAGCAGCAUUUAUUGAGCUUGGAAGGCUUCCGUGCGGAUCCCAGCAGAUUUGCAAAUCCAUCUCUACCUGUGGUUUCAAACCUCUUUGCGCACGAUGCUCCAUGGAGCAGGAAGCUUGAAGCUUUUUGUUCGGCUUCUCAGCAAAGGUUCGCAGAUGAUUGUCAGAAAGCUUUGGAGGCCUUGACUCUUGGUGCUCCUUGUGAGGCUUGGGCAAAUCGCUUAGCCUACAGUACUGAAGUGGAGGCUGUGAUUGACAGCUGUUGCUCAAGCAGCUCCGAGUCCAAAAGCUACAGUUUUGCAGCUUCAUGCGCCCAAAGCUGGCUGCAGCUCAGUCUCCCAGUGCUUCCAUGGAUUCUAGCGAACCUUCUUUGGCCGAAUUGUGUGAGCUGUGCUGGCGGCUGUGCGGGUCUUGCAAGCUCUUUAAGCCAAGAGGAAACUUCUUUUCAACGAGUCCGGAAAGCAUUGGAGCACUGCAAUGAUGCACAGGCUCUCCUUCAACUGAAAGAUGCGUUCACACAAGCCUGUUCACUACUGCUACGGGCUGCAUGGUCAGAAGGAACUGGAUAUUCAAAUGCAGUGGCAUGGUUCAGUGCAGUUCUUUUGGUGGUGCAUGAGUCUUGCCGAAUCCUUUUCCCAGAAGUUCCAGUUGGUUCAGUGGCCGCAGCCAUCACUGCAGCAGAUUCCCUGCUGACUUGCAAUACAUCCCAUCCGCCUUGGGAAGAAGUUCUUGGCAAGAAGUCUAACGCUUUGGAUUUUUCGAUGGGCAAUAGUGGCAAAGAAAGCUCGUUGAUAUCUCCAAGUGUGGAAGAGCUCUCGGAAGCGAUUGCACAAGCUCUUCACGCAGAGGUGCAAACUCAAGCUGCUAGAGCCCUGCCAGGAGGUGUGCCACUCCAGGCCCAAGCCCGUUUAGUGGCAUUGCGAGCUCUACAGGGAAAUCAUGAGGUGAGCAUGGAGCGACGUUUCUUGGAGUUUCUGCAGAAUGAGUGUGGGCAUCAACAUCCAGUGUUGAGGCAUUUGGCAAAGGUGUUGCAAGAGACUGCAGAUGCUUUGGGGAGUGCACCUUUCAAAGCAUUGGCCAUCAGUGCAGUGGCUGCUUCCAGCUUGCAACUCUGUGAGGAGACUUCUUCCAUCUCCAAACAGAUCUUUUCCACUCAACUUCAAUGGACCGAGGACUACCUGACAAAGUAUCCCCAUCGAAAAUUGCUUUGGAGUCGACUUGGUGUGGUAGUUCUUUCUUGGAGACAUCAGAAAGGACAAACUCGGUUGACAACUUCUGAGAGGCAAGCACACUUCUUGCUGGCUGUCGAUGAGCACCUCAGCACUGGAGCUUCUUUGGAGAUGAGUGGUCUCUCUCUUUCUACAGACUCUCAACAUGAGAGGUUUACGAGUUUUCAGGAUUCUUCCGAAAAGGCUAGUGGCGUCGGUGGUAUGCAGGAAGUUUUGCAGUUGGUCGGGAGCAACAAGCCAUUGGAGCUCAUGAAUAUCAACUAUGUUGCCAUUCGUCCAGAAAGCGACGCUUCCCAUUUGGACCUCAGGGUUCAACCGUUUGCAAGAACCUGUUCUACUCAGGACGGCUGA